CAGGAGUGUAACCGCUGGGUCCUCAAGCUGGGAAGCCAAUAUGUCGUUGGAGGACCCAUUUUUCGUGGUCAAAGGCGAAGUACAGAAAGCCCUGACGCGGGCCCAGGGACUCUUUGAGCGCUGGGAAGAGUUGCUUCAGGAUGGUACCCCGGUUAGUCGAGAUGAGCUGGAGUGGAGCACCAAUGAGCUUAGGAACUGCCUCAGAGCCAUCGACUGGGAUUUGGAGGACCUAAAUGAAACCAUCAGCAUUGUGGAGUCAAACCCCGGCAAGUUCCGGUUGGGGGAGAAUGAGCUUCAGGAGAGGAAGACCUUUGUACAGCGGACACAGCAGUCUGUGCAGGAAAUGAAGGAUCAACUCUCCAGCCCCUCUGCUGUGGCACAAGCAGAGAAGAAAAAUCGACAGGCACUAAUUGGGGCCACAGGGACAGAUCGCUACGCCGGGCUGGAUCCUCACCUAGUGUCGGCCAACUCCCGCUACAUCCAAGAGCAACAGGAGCAACAGCAGCUCAUCAUGCAAGAGCAGGACGAGCACCUGGAGCUGGUGUCAGGCAGCAUCCGCGUUCUGAAGGACAUGUCCAGCCGGAUAGGAGAUGAACUGGAUGAGCAGGCUGUCAUGUUGGGGGAGUUCGGCGAUGAGAUGGACCACACGAGUUCUCGAAUGGAUUCUGUACUGAAGAAAAUGGAGAAAGUCUCACACAUGACAAGCAGUCGGCGGCAGUGGUGUGCCAUAGGAGUGCUUGUUACUAUCCUGAUAGUGGUCCUGAUUUUAUUCUUUGCACUUUGAAACAACAUGAUCCUUUCUUCCAUUUCAAAUAUUCUUAAAGCGAAUUGGGGAGGGACGGAGGAAGGGGAAAAAAAAAAAAAAGAGCGGUUUAUGGGUAACGAAGAGGAACGAAAGCGUAGUUUUGGGAUUUCUUAAUUCAGUUUUCGUCCGCCUCUCCGGCACAGAGGGGGGCGAGCUCGCGGACUGCGUCAGACGAGUGUCUUCAGCCGUCUUGUCUUUUCGACGCUCCGUCGGUCGUGGAACACCUCCACCCCACAUCUCUCUCCCCACUGCUCCUCUGUGCUGUGAGGUUGGGCAUGGUACAAGACCUCAUUAACAUAUACACACACACACACACA
This is a messenger RNA of Chanos chanos (milkfish), 1122 nucleotides long. RefSeq names its product syntaxin 10 (gene stx10). The transcript has 8 exons. The coding region runs from base 41 to 784 and encodes 247 amino acids. Gene Ontology annotation, cellular component: membrane. Lineage: Eukaryota; Metazoa; Chordata; Actinopteri; Gonorynchiformes; Chanidae. The record is from RefSeq and is a predicted model, not a curated record. Gene Ontology annotation, biological process: Golgi vesicle transport.